AUGAAUGUAUCUGCUGAAACCAAACUUAAAAAACACUUAACAUCAAGUUACAAGAGCUUUGGGAGUUCAUCUGAGCUGACUGAUGGUUCAUCAGAUGGGUUAACAAAAAAACAUGUUGAGGGGGACCAGCUGCAAGAUCCUGUUCCAUUGAAAGAGCUGUCAUCUGGUAGCCAAGAACUAUUUUACUUGACCGAACUCAAAGAAACAGAGGAGGACUGUUGCACCUUGGACACACCAGUACAUAUACAUGCUGUACCUUUCAUCUUUGCUAUCGGAGUCACCAUUGCUUUGAUCAUAGAGAUAAACCUUCUGCCUCUGGUUUUCACUAAAGGUGUAGUAUCUGACCAUGAGCUUUGUACGGCACUUUGUGAGAAAGUACUACAAGAUGGUGGGUCCAGUGUAGAUGCAGCAAUCGUUGGAGCUCUCUGCUUAGGCAUUGUGCAUCCCCACGUGUCUGGUGUUGGAGGGGGAGGGGUGAUGUUGGUCCAUAACGCCCGUCAGAAUCGAACCAAGGUGAUAAAUUUUCAGGGCUCUGCACCUAAAGCUCUCACAGAGAAUAUGGUACAGAAUGUUUCUGACGUUAAGGAAGGUCUAUCUGUGGGAGUUCCAGGGAUGCUCUUGGGGUUGCACCGUGCUCACCAGAUGUACGGAAGCUUAUCAUGGAACAACAUUAUUAGCAGAGCUGCAGAUUUAGCCAGAGAAGGGUUCAAUGUUUCUCAGAGUCUUGCUUCUGCAAUAUCUCAGUUAGAGGCAGAUAAGAUAGAGGGACGAAUCAGGGACACUUUCAUCCCUGAUGGUCAGGCGUUGAGAUUUGGAUCCUACAUUAGGAGGCCUGAUUUGGCGGAAGUUCUUGAAACUGGUGUCAGAUAUUUUUACCAAGGGGCCAUAUCAGAAGAGAUAGAGAAAGAGGUGCAAGCAAAUGGAGGGGUCCUGAACCGAGAGGACAUUCGUAACUACAGUGUAGAGGUCCAACAACCAUUGGAAAGCCAGUACAAUGAGCAUAUAAUCAAAGUUCCCCCUCUGCCAUCUGCUGGCGCUGUCCUGAUUGCAGCUCUCAAUCUCCUUGAGACUCUCCAUCUCUGGGAAAAUGAUGUCACAGAAAAUCAAACUUCCCGCUGGAUUGAUGCGGCUUUGUUAACAGCUUCAGCUUUGGUCAGUGAGCUGGGUGAUCCCCAAUUCAACUCUUCGGUGAUUGACCACCUUUCUGCAUUGAUUAGCAAGGGUCAAGCAGCAGGGCUGCAGCAAAGGAUGAAGGACGUUCUCCAACUCCUCUAUGCCUCCAACUCGACUAUCCACCCUUUCCUAACAGAGCAGCUGACGGGACAAGUCGUAAUCAUGGGACCGGAUGACCUCAUAGUGUCUGUUGCAAGUUCCUUGAACAGGCCGUUUGGGAGCAGGAUCAUGACAGAGUCAGGAAUUAUUCUCAACAGUCUUAUUUUGGACUUCUUCUGGCCAAAUCAGAGGAGCGGGCUACUGGAGUCUAACCAGAACAAUGUUUUGGAGCCAGGAAAGAGGCCUUUGACAUUCCUCAUGCCAGCAGUGAUGGUUCCGACCUGGAACAAGUGUGGCACCUACAUGGCUCUGAGUAGUUCAGGUGGAACUAAUCGCUUGAAUGAAGUCACAAAGAUGUUGGUAGAUGUCCUGUUUCUCCAUAAAGAGAGCAAUGGCACAAUGUUAUUGGGGGGAUCGUCGCACCAGAUUUCUCGCUAGUUUCCAGUAAAGAUUGUAGCUUCUGCAUGCAGUGUGAUAUCUAGUUAAGCC
This is a messenger RNA of Cyprinodon variegatus (sheepshead minnow), 1761 nucleotides long. Its product is annotated as gamma-glutamyltransferase 7-like. The record is from RefSeq and is a predicted model, not a curated record. The transcript has 15 exons. Lineage: Eukaryota; Metazoa; Chordata; Actinopteri; Cyprinodontiformes; Cyprinodontidae. Gene Ontology annotation, biological process: glutathione catabolic process. Gene Ontology annotation, molecular function: glutathione gamma-glutamate hydrolase. Gene Ontology annotation, cellular component: plasma membrane. Bases 1 to 1710 code for a protein of 569 amino acids.